AUGUCGGUGCCCCAGACUAUACUGGCCACAAGAUUUCGACUACUCAGAUUUGGUAACAUUCUCACGGUUGUUGGGCUCGGCGUUGCGGGCCACCUGCAGUAUCAAAUAGUGAUUUGCGUUGCCUUCUUCAUCCUUGUUGAUUGUUGUGUCGUCAACUGGCUGCGCGCCUCUCAUGACAGCGACGACAUCACCAAGAUCACCAGGCGGGUCUGCAACACAUGUCAGCUUGCAUGUUUCAUUUCGCAGGUCGCUUGCAUGCAGUUUUACAAUGAGGUUCCGAUGGUGCGAGCGACUUUUCUGAUGACGAUACCGUCUUUUAUGGCUGGAUGCUCUCGAGAUGCCAAGGAGGCCUUUGUAGUGCUGCUGGCAAGCUUCAUGCUCACCGCCACUGUCGAGUCGGAGCCAGCGUUCCUCCUCGCCGAGAUCACGCUCUCUUCCUGGAUGAUCUUCGGGGCGUGGAAGGGGCAGAAGCUCAUCGAGCAGACCCAGCAGGAGGCUACUCUUUUCUUCGUCCAGUGCUCCGAGCGCAUGAUGCAGCAGGCCCUGACGGUGCUGCUGGACUGCUCCGUGGUGAUGGAGCAGGUGGCCGCCGAGCCCCCCUCCGGGCACGUCGCGCUGGGGGCGCCCCUCCAGGAGGCCCCCAGCGCCCCGGAGCCCGUCGCCUGGCGCGUCGUUGAGAGCAACCCGCCCGCCGACCACUUCUUCGGCGCGCCCGUGGCCGGCACGGACCUGCGUGACAUGAUCCGCUCCAUCGCCGACCACAGGCGCUUCGACGAGGCGCUGCACGCCGCCGCACAGAUCGGCGAGCACGCCAGGAUGGUCAGCAACGUGAACCUGCGGUGCUCCACCCUGGCGGGCGCCGCCGCCUCGUUCACCCAGAGGGGGCCCAGCGUGGGCGACAUCCCGAAGAAGGAAACACAGCACAGGCAGAAACUUUCGUAG
This is a messenger RNA of Prorocentrum cordatum, 942 nucleotides long. Lineage: Eukaryota; Dinophyceae; Prorocentrales; Prorocentraceae. The record is from the annotation of a GenBank genome assembly.